Molecule: messenger RNA, 2174 nt
Organism: Aureococcus anophagefferens
Lineage: Eukaryota; Pelagophyceae; Pelagomonadales; Pelagomonadaceae
Product: expressed protein
Exons: 6
Coding region: 93-2174 (693 amino acids)
Biological process (GO): ribosomal large subunit export from nucleus; ribosomal small subunit export from nucleus; mRNA export from nucleus
Cellular component (GO): nuclear pore
Molecular function (GO): structural constituent of nuclear pore
Source: RefSeq, a predicted model, not a curated record
UCGACGCAAGCGAUCGUUGUUAACACGAUCGGUUUGAUGUAUGGUUCAUAUUUGGCUAGUCAUAUAAUGGGCCUUAGCCCGUGGAGAAGUGGAUGAAUUUGGCCGCUCGACUAGAGGAACUGACACCUGCGAGCUCGCAACGAAGAGCGUCGUUCAUUGCGACCUCCGCAUACGGUGAUGUAUUGGCGUUGAGUCAAAACAACGUCUUACAUUAUACGCAUUCAUCAUUGCGUGAUCUUCGACCAAUCCUUGUCGAUGGCAAUGCGUUUAAGCUCGCUACGUUGACAACAAUUCGUUUCAAUGCUAGUGCGGAGGCGGUUCUUGUCGCCGGCCCGAAUAUAUUAUGCACUGUCUUGCCACCACCACGUGGAAGGGAUGGGGCGCUGUGCCGCAGAGCCGCAUGGAACAGCUCGGUGCUUAUCGAUCAAGCUUGCAGUGUUAACAGUAGUCUCGUUGAUGCGAUAUUUCCAGCACAAUUUGAUGAUUACAUCUGCACACUGGAUGCCAACGGCGUGUUGUGCUUCUGGGAUGUUGGGAGCAGCAAGGCAACAACUAUCAUAACCAGGAUUCAAUGUGCAAGGGCCUUUUGCUUUGGGUCUGCACGGUGGGGACGAUUCAAUAUCUUUGCCGUAACAUCAAAUCACCUCGCGACUAUAUGCCCAGUAGCGCCGAGACGAUGUUGCAUAUCACGAUCUGAAGUAACAAAGCUGCGCCGCGCCUGCACUGGCACCUUCAAGAGCGGGGAUCAUGCAUUGGCAGCGAUAAAAUGGCUGGAUACUACUUUUCCGAAAAUAUGUAAUAAUGAAGUCAAAUUCAAUGAGAAGGCCGCCUGGGUUGCAGCAGACGAGCACCGAUAUAUGGGGGGAGGUGUGUUGUCUUGCGGGUUGGCACCAAUAGAAGCACAUCUCGGUGCUCCUAUUGAGAUUUGUGCCCUCGAAGCACCUGCUAAUGUCCUUAUCCUAGCCACAGAAAACGGCCGUGUGCACGUGAUUCUCGUCGAAGAAGAGAACUUGAGCCCUGUGUGGUCGAGUGCACCAGCAUCCCUGAAGCUGCACAUAGUGGAAUCUUUGGUCAUGCUCGAUGUUGAAGAUAGAAUCUUUCCGCGUCUUGAGGUUCGCAAUAGCGAGAUUUACUAUGUUCACAAUUUUGGCGUCGCAAGCAUCAACGUGUGCUGGCCCCGACACCUGCGUACACGCGUCAAUGGUGGAUUUAAUUUAAACACCUUGGUGGCCAAGCAGCCGAGCCUGUGCCGCCACGUUGUGCUAGCAUCGGACACAGUUUCCAGGAUGGUCGGAGCAGCUAUUCAUAGGAAUUCCGCUUUUGGCUCCCACACAUUGCUAUGUUGGUUUGGUGAUGGUUCUUGUAGCGCUUUUGAUAUGGCCGCCUACCGAUUUGCACAGACUCAGCUCAGCAGUUUCGAAGAAAUGAAGCCAGGAGUUCUUGAUCUUCACCUCACGAGCGAAUUUUCAAACGAGUUGGACUGCAGUCGUGAGGUGUUACACAGAACCUCGAUGCAGAGAUGUGUUGCAACCUCAAUCCAUGAUGCGCUCAGUGAGCUUAAUACCACGUGUGAAGCAAUAGAGAAGGAUGCAAUACUGAGGUUUCGUCAUCUUGCGCGCUGCUCAAAUGCGAUGACCGCUGUUCUCAAAAUGGUUCAAAUAACACUCAAUCGCCAGUUGAGGGCAAACCGGAUAACCCUGGUUGCGAUCAAGCGGCGCAAGGCAAACAACGCCCUCAGCAAAGCGAUGAAAACCACGGUCGUUCAGACCAACAUUCGUCAAAUGCGCCUGCGUGAUCGUGCAGCCAUGCUUAUUGAUGUCGCAACAGAGCUCCGACCACGUCUCUCUCUUGCAGAGAAACACUAUUUCAACAAUCUGAAGGCACUCAAUACUCAAACUAGGCAGGCUUGCAUGCACCUUGACGCUAGGUGCCGUGGGACUUCGCACGAAUCUCUCUUUCCAGAAUUGAAAGACUGCCAACUUGAAUUGGCAGGCGAGCUUCUCGUUGUUGUUUCCCAGUUUGUCUCCGAGUUUCGCAACGACCGCGUCUACUUCUUGCAUGCGCGCUCUGCUUCCUGCGGUGAUUUCUUGGGUUCCUCCGAAGUUCAGUGCUUCUUCGAUCCUUUCCUUCGCUGGCAGGAGCACGUUUUUGUGCAGAGCUGCUUGCCGUACUAG